AUGUUGCGCUCGUGCGCGCGGCUGGCAACAGCGGCUGCCGCGAAACCCGCGGCUCGGGCCGCUGAAGUGCCCGACGUCCUCGUUACUUUCGGCAACCAGUCCGAAAAAAUCACUUUCGUCAGCCACCCAGGUGUCAUGGCCGUGUCCAAGCUCCUCGAAAUGGACUACCUGACUGAGCACCGGGCGAUUCUCACUCAGGAGAACGUGGACGCCAUGCGCGAGUAUGACGAAGAGCUCGCAAACAAGGCACAAAUCGCUGUGGACAACAACAUUCCGGUCAACUUCCAGAACCUGGAUUUCUUCGAUCGCCCGGAGUUCGUUGAGAUGCACAAGAAAGAGGAGGCCCUCCUGAAGAGGGCUCGCGAAGACGUCCUCGCUGCUCCCCGCGGCCAGUACGAAGUCCCCAGCUACGUAGCCAACUACUCGCCCAUUGAGAUUCCGCGCAAGUGGCGCACCGAUCUCGAGCUGACAGAGGAGAUGGUGAAGGUUGACCCGGCGCUGCGCGUCCAGGCCGAGCUGCGUGACCUCAUCACGGACUACCUCGUCAACGGCAAGAAGACCCCGGCAGCGCUGAGUGGUCAGAGCAAGAAGCAGAUUGCUUGA
Besnoitia besnoiti is the source of this 603-nucleotide messenger RNA. RefSeq lists its product as uncharacterized. Bases 1 to 603 code for a protein of 200 amino acids. The record is from RefSeq and is a predicted model, not a curated record. NCBI's taxonomy places the organism in Eukaryota, Apicomplexa, Conoidasida, Eucoccidiorida, Sarcocystidae. The transcript is spliced from 4 exons.